Molecule: messenger RNA, 3327 nt
Organism: Fomitiporia mediterranea MF3/22
Lineage: Eukaryota; Fungi; Basidiomycota; Agaricomycetes; Hymenochaetales; Hymenochaetaceae
Product: ATP-dependent protease La
Exons: 8
Coding region: 1-3327 (1108 amino acids)
Biological process (GO): protein quality control for misfolded or incompletely synthesized proteins; protein catabolic process; mitochondrion organization
Cellular component (GO): mitochondrial matrix
Molecular function (GO): ATP binding; single-stranded DNA binding; ATP-dependent peptidase activity
Source: RefSeq, a predicted model, not a curated record
AUGAGCUUUACUGCUUCAUUACUGUCGGCGACUCGAAGACCUUACCAAGCAUGUCGUGUGCUACGUGACCCAGGUCCAUCGACGCUGUGGACUAAUUCGCCCAGUUAUCUUCACUCCAGUGUGCGAAGAAAAUCCGUAUCUGUGCGACUUCGCUCUUUCUAUAGCUCAUCAAUUGUUGGUUAUCCGAAUCCAACUGCGUGUUUACGACAUCCGCGAUGGAUUAAUACGCGAAAGAACGGGGAAGAGGAAGAGGAGAACACAGAAUCCUCUGUUGAGAAUGAUGGUGCUGAACCGUCAGAGGAAAAGGAUGGAGGAGAGGAGCAGUCCACUGCGAAGUUAAAAUCUAGCGAGGACGGCGGAAAGCGGGAUAUGUCAUCGCCUUCAUCUUCUGCACAGUCUCCUGGAAGCGAGGAUGGAUCAACACAAAGCCCUCCAGGAUCAUCUUCAGGCUCUCCAACCUCGAUUUCCAAACAAUCCGUUCCGGAAAGCUAUCCACAGGUACUAGCCCUCCCAAUUGCACGAAGACCCCUUUUCCCUGGUUUCUACAAAGCUGUCGUUGUCAGGAAUCCUGGAGUCGUUGCAGCAAUAAAGGAGAUGAUGAAACGCGGCCAGCCAUACCUCGGCGCAUUUUUGCUAAAGGACGAAAACACGGAUAGCGACGUCAUUACGGAUAUCAACUCGGUACAUCAUGUGGGUGUGUUUGCGCAGAUCACGAGUGUGUUUGCUGCGCAGAGUAAGGAUGAUAAGGAAGAAGGACUCACGGCUGUGCUUUAUCCUCAUCGGAGGAUCAGGCUUACCAAUCUCGUGAAGCCUACUUCGGGCGUUUCGACUACUUCUGUUGCUUCUGUUGAGAAUGUCACAGAGGGCGUGGAUGGAAUACCGACACCACCACCGACCCCGCCGCCUAUGGAGGAAGGUCAGGAGACCAGUACUGAGGUCGCUCGUCAGGUUCACCGUACGCACUAUAACUUAUCAGUUGCAUAUUCCCCUCUUCAAACGGCCUUCCUCCAGAACUUCGAUAUCUCACUUGUUAACGUUGAGAACCUACAGACGCAACCGUAUAACAAGGAUGAUCAAUACAUUCGAGCCUUCAUGUCCGAAAUAGUCUCCGUCUUCAAGGAUAUCGCGCAGUUGAAUCCUCUGUUCCGCGAUCAGAUUACGAACUUUUCUAUUAACCAGGUCGCUACGAACGUCUUCGACGAGCCCGACAAGCUUGCAGAUUUUGCUGCUGCAGUCUCGACCGGUGAAGUUCAAGAGUUACAGGAUGUACUGGAAGCGCUUUCGGUUGAGGACCGUCUUCGGAAGGCUUUGCUCGUACUGAAGAAGGAGCUCAUCAACGCGCAGCUACAGAGCAAGCUUUCUCGGGACGUUGAUAGCAAGAUUGCCAAGAGACAACGCGAGUACUAUCUUAUGGAACAGCUUAAAGGGAUUAAGAAGGAGCUCGGCAUGGAGUCUGACGGCAAGGAUAAACUCAUCGAGAAGUUCAAGGAGCGUGCAAAUUCGUUGAAAAUGCCGGAGGGUGUUCGGAAGGUCUUCGACGAGGAGCUAAAUAAGCUCAUGCAUCUUGAGCCUGCUGCGUCAGAGGCCAACGUCACUCGUAAUUAUCUUGACUGGCUCACUCAGAUUCCAUGGGGCGUCCACUCUCCUGAGAAUUUCUCGAUAGCCCAUGCAGUUAAAGUUCUCGAUGAAGACCAUUACGGAUUAAAGGAUGUUAAGGAUCGGAUCCUCGAGUUCCUUGCUGUUGGCAAGCUCCGUGGAACUGUAGAAGGCAAGAUUCUUUGCUUCGUAGGUCCUCCAGGUGUCGGGAAAACGUCCAUUGGAAAAUCCAUUGCUCGUGCCCUGAAUCGCCAGUUCUUCCGUUUUUCUGUUGGAGGUCUCACGGAUAUCGCUGAGAUCAAGGGGCACCGUAGAACUUACGUUGGUGCUCUACCCAGCAAGAUCAUACAGGCGCUGAAACGUGUCGGCACUGAGAACCCACUGGUGCUCAUCGACGAGGUUGAUAAGAUUGGGAAGGGCUAUAAUGGUGAUCCAGCGAGCGCUCUUCUCGAGAUGCUAGAUCCAGAACAGAAUUCCGCUUUCUUAGACCACUACAUGGACGUCCCGGUAGACCUUUCCCACGUUCUCUUCGUAUGCACAGCGAAUAUGAUAGACACCAUCCCUGCCCCCCUCCUGGACCGGAUGGAGGUAAUGGAAGUGAGCGGCUAUGUGACGGAAGAGAAAGCUGUCAUUGCAGACAAGUACCUUGGACCUCAAGCUAAGGAAGGAUCAGGCCUCAAGGAUGCGGACGUAGUCCUCGAACCAAGUGCUGUCGAUGUGCUUAUCAAACAAUACUGCCGAGAGAGUGGUGUUCGUAACCUCAAGAAGCAUAUUGACAAAAUCUAUAGAAAGACCGCUCUUAACAUCGUCAAGGAUCUUGGAGAGGACGUGUUCCCCGAACCAGAUGCUAGUAAACCCGACGCUGCCGCCUCUGCCACUGCGUCUACUCCUGAGGAGAGUGAGAGGACAGUAGAAUCUCAAGAACCCGCCCGCAACGCUCCUUCGCCUGAUUCAACGUCAAAGGAGGCUAGCAAGGACGGUACCUCCGAAGAAAAGAAGACCGUCACAACGGAAGAACGCAAGCCGCUCAAGGUCCCCGAUAGCGUCCACAUUCGUAUUUCUCCGGAGAACUUGAAAGACUACGUCGGACCGCCUAUUUAUUACAAGGACAGGAUGUAUGGUUUUACGCCCCCUCCGGGUGUAAGCUCUGGUCUUGGCUACCUUGGAAACGGAUCAGGUGCUUUGAUGCCCAUAGAAGCGACAAGCAUGCCUGGAAAAGGCGGUCUUCAGCUUACUGGUAAACUCGGUGAGGUAAUCAGGGAAAGCGCGCAAAUCGCUUUAAGCUGGGUGAAGAGUCACGCAUACGAGCUAGGCAUCACAGGCGCGCCGAACGACCAGUUCAUGACCGACAUCGACGUGCAUGUACAUAUGCCGGAGGGAAGUAUCGGGAAGGAAGGUCCGAGUGCGGGUACGGCGCUUUUGACGGCUUUUGUUUCGUUGUUUACGAAGACGAAGGUGCACCCUGAUAUUGCGAUGACGGGUGAGAUUUCUCUGGUUGGUCAGGUUCUUCCGGUCGGUGGGUUGAAGGAGAAGAUCCUCGCGGCACACCGAGCAGGUAUCAAGACUAUCAUCGCACCACAAGCUAACAGGAUGGACAUAGAAGAGAACGUUCCGGAGAGCGUGAAGACGGGUAUUCGUUUUGUCUACGUAGAACAUGUCCGGGAAGUCUUGCAUGAAGUGUUCCGUGGGGAGCCGGUUGCAGAACGGUGGAAGGAUACGCUUUCGCUUUAA